CUCGUGAAAGGCAAGGGGCGAGUAAGCCAGCUAGCUGUACAUGAAAUUCUCUCACCGCAGUUCGGGCAGCUCAGCCGAAGGGUCACUCUACGCGUUGUGCUUCUCCGACCCUUUCUGUUGAUUUAUACACACGGGCGAUCCUCACCUGUUCAUUGAAGAGCCCGUACGGUGCUGAGGACACACAGCGUCACGCAGGUGUUAUCAGCACACCUGGAUGGCUGGCGAAGUAGAGCUUUGUGGGCAGAUUUGAACACAAAGGACAGGUUGGGUCGGCUGUCUGGGUGAGGUGACACAACGACCGUCGGUGCACACGGGUGUUCACAUCACCAAGUUGGAUACUUGCCAGUCUUGGGCGACACCACCUUUGCUGUGGUUCGUGUAUUUAGCCAACUAAAGAGCACGUGCACAUCUUUUAAGUGCAGAGGUUAACACCCGAAAAUAAUUUCAUCAGGAUAUUGAGGGUUACCUGCGGCGCUAUGGGUACCUGAGAACGGAACCUGACGUCAUGACGCAGCCGCACGUGGGAAGGAAGGGGAGUAGACAAUACGUCGGGUCCAGGAGAGGACAGGUGAAGAAGAAGAGGGCGAACCGAGGGGCGCUGAAACUCGCCAUCAGGGACUUGCAGCAGUUCGCGGAAAUAAAGAAAACUGGAAAACUUGACCUUGAGACCCGUGACCUCCUCAGUCGGAAGCGGUGCCCUCACAGCGACCCCGUUCCCAUGGUAACGACCAGGAGUAACGUACACGACACGUACCUGCAGCCGGGAGGAACCAUUCGCAAAUGGGGGAGGGUGGACCUGACCUACCGCAUCAACUCUUACCCAGGGGAGAACCGUUUGUUAGCCGGAGAGGUGGAUGAGACCAUUGCACGAGCUUUUCAGGUUUGGGCGGACGUUACUCCUUUGACGUUCCGAUCAGUGAAAAAAAAGCCCGACAUCGACAUCGAGUUCGCCCGAGGCAAGCACGGAAACUGCCGACUGCACUUCGACGGCUCCGGGAACACGCUGGCGCAUGCGUACUUCCCCGGGGAAGGCCUGCUUGGUGACGUCCAUUUUGACGCAGCCGAACGUUGGACGAUUCGAUUCAAUCACCUCAAGGGACCAACCUGUUUAUCGUAGCUGUUCACGAGCUCGGACACAGCCUCGGUCUGGACCAUGCUGACCACAGGGACGCCGUCAUGUUUCCAUGGUACCCGGGUUACCUGGGGUCAUCCUACCUGUACCAGCUUCCCGCGGUUGACGUCACGGCCAUCCAAGCCUUAUAUGGAGCUCCGUGACCUGCAUGUCAAACCACUGAGGACCGCGGAGUGCUCCGGCCUCUACUCUGGACCUGCUGAGGAUCUUCGGAUGUGUGCUAUGAUCUAUUGUCUAGUAAUUUUAUACUUCUAUUCUGAAAGAGUAAUGUUACGUAAACUUGGCUAUGUAUCUAAGAUUUUCCUAAAUAUAGGGAUAAGACAGAAUUCUAUAUACAUAGAAACAGUCAAUAUUUGAUGAAAUGAAAAGCUAAAAGUAAAAUAAAAUAACAAAAUGAAACAGUAAGAAGUCUAACAAAGCAAUACAUGUAUCCGCGUAUUCCAAUAUACUCGUAUAGUCUUAUCACUGUACGGUUGACAAGAAAGAAACGAAUCGGUGCCAGUGUUACUUCCCUCAAAGUCUUGGCUUUUCAGUGUCUUGCUUCAAAUAAACAUACAGUUGAAAUACAAUAUUGACGAUCAGAUAUGGAAUAAAGCGCAACAGAAAUCCUGUAAAU
This is a messenger RNA of Branchiostoma floridae (Florida lancelet), 1748 nucleotides long. RefSeq names its product interstitial collagenase-like. The coding region runs from base 506 to 1117 and encodes 203 amino acids. The transcript has 7 exons. Gene Ontology annotation, molecular function: zinc ion binding; metalloendopeptidase activity. Gene Ontology annotation, biological process: proteolysis; collagen catabolic process; extracellular matrix organization. Gene Ontology annotation, cellular component: extracellular matrix. NCBI's taxonomy places the organism in Eukaryota, Metazoa, Chordata, Leptocardii, Amphioxiformes, Branchiostomatidae. The record is from RefSeq and is a predicted model, not a curated record.